GUUACUUUCCACACCAGCAGUGGUUUCCUGCAGAUGAAGAUCACUGAGCUAACAGUAACAGACUUCAUCAUCAGAUUUCAUACAGGUCUGUGUUCAGGAUGGCCUCCAGUGUUGGACCUGUUGAAAACACAAGAAACGGCUUCACCAUCGUGACCCAAGUGGUACCAGGAGGAACAGAGCAAUAUGGCCUCGGGACUGCAAUCUCCACUGGAGGCCCAGUUAAAAAACUUCUGAAAGGAGAGCCGAAGGCACUGGGGACUGUCCAGAUAAUGAUCGGGAUCAUGACGAUCUUAUUUGGCAUUAUUAAAACGGUCUAUGUCCCAAGUGUUGGUGUCAUUAGUGGUGCCGUCUACUGGGGAUCAUGUCUUUAUAUCACCUCAGGUUCUUUGUCUGUUGCUGCAGGCAACAAAGCUAAUACCUGUGCGGUGAGAAGCUCUCUGGUGAUGAAUACAAUCAGCGCCGUGGCUGCAGUAGUAGCCAUGGCUCUGCUGUCUACUGACAUAGGCUUACAGCUAACUGAUAUAUAUUACAGAUGUUCAUACGGGUAUCAUUCAAGUUCAUACGGGUCUUCUUAUGAACAGAGCGAGCCGUGUGAAGCUGUGUGGGGUCAGUCAGGUGGAAUCAGUGGAGUGCUGCUGGUGUUCUCUCUGCUCGAGUUCAUCAUCUCCAUCUGCACUUCUGCGUUCGCCUGCAAAGCCAUCUGCUGCGCUGAAUCUCCGACCAUGAUUCACCUCAACAAUCCUGAAAGACGCCAUCUGGCUGUAAAUGUUUAAAAUUUGAAAGAAUAUUUCAAAAGAGGAAACUAUUUUUCUGAGUGAAUUCCUCUUAUGUUGUAAAUGUAUGUGUGUGAAGUUCUGAAGCUAUAUUUCUUAAGUCCUAUUUACGUCUUCUAAAUUCUUUUUUUAUAGUAAGUCCUACAUUCAUUUCUGUUCAGGGCUAAAUUUUUUGACUGUUAAGUUAUAAAUUUAGCUAAUUUUACUCAUGUUUUUGCUGUUCAGCUCUAAAUUUAUGUUGUGCUUUGAAGUUUUAAAUUCAUUCCUUUGAUGUUCUAAAUGUAUUUUUGUUAAGUUUCAGAUUUAUUUCUGUUAAGUCUUAAUU
Colossoma macropomum (tambaqui) is the source of this 1098-nucleotide messenger RNA. RefSeq names its product membrane-spanning 4-domains subfamily A member 4A-like. The transcript is spliced from 7 exons. NCBI's taxonomy places the organism in Eukaryota, Metazoa, Chordata, Actinopteri, Characiformes, Serrasalmidae. The coding region runs from base 99 to 773 and encodes 224 amino acids. Gene Ontology annotation, cellular component: membrane. The record is from RefSeq and is a predicted model, not a curated record.